Cuscuta epithymum is the source of this 1594-nucleotide messenger RNA. The record is from the annotation of a GenBank genome assembly. NCBI's taxonomy places the organism in Eukaryota, Viridiplantae, Streptophyta, Magnoliopsida, Solanales, Convolvulaceae.
CGAGCUCCUCCUGUUUGAGGCAGGCAAUAACUUUCAUAUACUGAUAGAUGUUAGAGCAUCUCCAAUAGAGAUGUGAGUUUUAAAGGCUAUAAAUGUGGACACAUCAUCAAAUAACAGGCAAUUAGUCCGGAUGUGAGGGUGACUUGGCCAACCAAACGGUUAAUCUAAAAUUCCUUCUCCAACCCUACUAUAUUUGAUGAACCAUCAGAUGAUGAAAGUGAUUUGAAAAUCUCCCGUGAUUUGGUUGAUACUAUGACUAUCCAUGUUCCCGUGAUAGUUUCAGCAAUGCUUGGUGGGAAGAGACAUGUUCAUGGGGGUUCAAGAAGUGGCAGACGUUAUAUUCAUCGAGAUAGAAAGGAACGUCAUGAUGUAAUUAUUAAUGACUAUUUUAAAGGGGAGAAAUCCAAGUAUACAGCUGAGCAUUUUCGACGUCGGUUUCGAAUGGAUGUGCAUUUAUUUACACACAUUUUGAAAGAAAUUGAAAAAUAUGAUAGUUACUUCUCUUUAAAGUUUGAUGCUACUGGAAAACAAGGAUUAAGCCCUUUACAGAAAAUGAUAGCUGCAGUGAGGAUGCUAGCAUAUGGUUGUCCAGCUGAUUUUUUGGAUGAAUAUAUUCAAAUUGGGGAAAGCACUGCAAUUGAAAGUCUUAUGCAUUUUUGUGAUGCUGUGAUAGGGAUUUUUGGGCAGCAAUAUUUGAGAAAACCCGAUAACAAUGACAUCUCCAAAUUGCUUCAAGAAGGAGAGGAUCGAGGGUUUCCAAGAAUGCUUGGGAGUCUUGACUGUAUGCAUUGGCAUUGGAAAAAUUGUCCAACGGCUUGGCAUGGCACACACACUAAUGGAUUUAAACGGGUUCCUACUCUCAUUUUAGAGAUUGUAGCUUCAAAAAGUUUAUGGAUUUGGCACGCCUUUUUCGGUAUGGCUGGUACUAAUAAUGAUAUCAAUGUACUUGAUAGAUCUCCACUGUUUGAUGAUAUUAUUAAUGGAGUUACACCACCAUGUAGCUAUGAAGUCCAAGGUCACCAUUAUAAUAUGGGGUAUUAUCUGACUGAUGGAAUAUACCCAAAAUACGCCACUUUAAUUCAAUCUAUUUCUCAACCCUCUUCUCUUAAAGAGAAAAUAUUUUCUCAGCGCCAAGAAGCUACAAGAAAGGAUGUGGAGCGGGCUUUUGGAGUUUUGCAAAGUCGGUGGCAUAUUGUUAAAGGUCCCGCACGCAUGUGGAAAGAAAAAGAUCUAGGAAAUAUAAUGAAGGCUUGUAUCAUCUUGCACAAUAUGAUUAUAGAGAGUGAAUGCAGCCAAGGUAUGAAUCCUGAAGAUUGGAAACCACACAAAGAUGAAAGGGUUGAGGCUGUAGAGUUGGAGCAUGACUAUAAUUUUAUUGUCUCCAAAAUGAUUCAAAGAAUGAAACAGGUUCAAGACAAGAGAGUGCACAAGGAUUUAAAAAAUGACCUCAUCAAUCACAUAUGGGAGUUAUAUGGUGGUCAACAAGCAACAUGAUUUUAUAUAGGACGUUAAGGUUACGAUAUUUGUAAUAAAAAGCCUUAAAAGGCAAGAAAGACUUGUAUUUUAUUUUAGCAUGCUAAAUAAUGCUUCUUCC